This is a messenger RNA of Sorghum bicolor (sorghum), 1330 nucleotides long. Its product is annotated as cationic peroxidase 1. Gene Ontology annotation, molecular function: heme binding; peroxidase activity. Gene Ontology annotation, biological process: response to oxidative stress; hydrogen peroxide catabolic process. The coding region runs from base 244 to 1197 and encodes 317 amino acids. The transcript has 4 exons. The record is from RefSeq and is a predicted model, not a curated record. NCBI's taxonomy places the organism in Eukaryota, Viridiplantae, Streptophyta, Magnoliopsida, Poales, Poaceae.
GUUUAACUGGCAUAGCAUAAUAAACCACAAAAUAUACCAGUUGUCCGAUCACAUCUGUUUAUACAAUGCGCUUUCGGACUACAGAGUACAAACCACUCCACUAAGUCUGGUGAAGCAAAUAUAGAAUAUUCAAAGCCACUUGGAUAAAGUAAGUUAGAAACUCAUCGUGCGCAAAUAUUCUGCCUAUAAAUAUCUGCACACACUGGCACUGGCCAACUCACCGCUCUAAACCCCUUGAGCAAAAUGGCUUCCCAUAAACCCCUCACUUGCAGUGUCUUGGCCUUGUUCUUUGCUGCAAGCUUAGUUUCAUCUCAGCUAAAUGCAAAUUUCUAUGACAAGUCAUGCCCAAAUGCAUUGUACACCAUCCAAACAGCGGUGAGGUCGGCUGUUGCCAGGGAGAACCGCAUGGGCGCAUCAUUGCUCCGCCUCCACUUUCACGACUGCUUUGUUAAUGGCUGCGAUGGCUCAGUGCUGCUUGAUGACACCCCAACCUUCACAGGGGAGAAGACUGCUGUUCCGAACAACAAUUCCCUGCGUGGAUUUGACGUGAUUGACAGCAUCAAGGCACAGCUUGAGAGGAUCUGCCCACAGGUGGUAUCAUGUGCUGACAUCGUCGCUGUGGCAGCACGUGACUCUGUUGUUGCGCUUGGAGGACCUACUUGGGCUGUCAAUCUGGGAAGGCGUGACUCAUUGACAGCAAGCCUAGAUGCUGCAAACAACGACAUCCCAGCACCAACUCUUGACCUCACUGAUCUCACCAAGUCCUUCUCAAACAAAGGACUGAGUGCAUCUGACAUGAUUGCACUCUCAGGAGGUCACACCAUUGGGCAAGCAAGAUGUGUCAACUUCCGCGACCGCAUAUACAGUGAAGCUAACAUCGACACGUCCCUUGCGACAUCACUGAAAACAAACUGUCCCAACAAGACUGGUGACAAUAACAUUUCACCCCUUGACGCCUCGACACCCUAUGUAUUUGACAAUUUCUACUACAAGAACUUACUGAACAAGAAGGGUGUUCUGCAUUCUGACCAGCAACUGUUCAAUGGAGGUUCAGCAGACUCCCAGACUACGACCUACUCUUCAAACAUGGCAAAAUUCUUCACUGAUUUCAGCACGGCAAUGUUGAAGAUGAGCAACAUUAGUCCCCUAACUGGAUCCAGUGGACAGAUAAGGAAAAACUGCAGGAGGGUAAACUAGCACCUUGUAACCUUUGUUAAAAAGGGAGAAAGCUCCCCUUUUGCUCAUACUGUAGUCCUCCUGAAAAUGUAUCCACAGCUUCGCAAGGCAUACAUAUGAAAAGAAUAAAAUGACAUGAAAAGUGUUUUUGAAA